Trichoderma asperellum CBS 433.97 is the source of this 1629-nucleotide messenger RNA. It is a transcript of the gene ACU9, whose product is annotated as Malate synthase, glyoxysomal. Gene Ontology annotation, molecular function: malate synthase activity. NCBI's taxonomy places the organism in Eukaryota, Fungi, Ascomycota, Sordariomycetes, Hypocreales, Hypocreaceae. Gene Ontology annotation, cellular component: peroxisomal matrix; cytoplasm. The record is from RefSeq and is a predicted model, not a curated record. Gene Ontology annotation, biological process: glyoxylate cycle.
AUGGCGUCCACAGAAAGCAUCCUCCAGGGCGUCACCGUCCUCGGCAAGGUUGACGAGUCCCACCGCAAGAUCCUCACUCCUCCGGCCUUGGCCUUCCUCGCUCUCUUACAUCGCUCCUUCAACACCACCCGCAAGAAUCUUCUUGAGCGCCGCAAGCUGCGCCAGGCCGAGCUGGACCGUGGUGUUCUCCCCGAUUUCUUGCCCGAGACUAAGCACAUCCGUGAGAAUCCCACAUGGAAGGGUGCGCCCCCUGCGCCUGGUCUGGUCGACCGACGCGUUGAGAUCACUGGCCCGACUGAUCGCAAGAUGGUUGUGAACGCUUUGAACUCUGAUGUCUGGACGUACAUGGCCGACUUUGAAGACUCUAGUGCCCCUACAUGGGACAACAUGAUCAAUGGCCAAGUCAACCUGUACGACGCCGUCCGUCGUCAAGUUGACUUCAAGCAAGGUUCCAAGGAGUACAAGCUUCGCACCGAUCGCAAGCUCCCCACCCUGAUUGUCCGCCCCCGAGGCUGGCACCUCGAGGAGAAGCACUUCCUCGUUGACGGCGAGCCCAUCUCCGGCAGUCUCUUCGACUUUGGUCUGUACUUCUUCCACAACGCCGUUGAGGCGCAGAAGCGAGGCUUUGGACCUUACUUCUACCUGCCCAAGAUGGAGAGCCACCUCGAGGCCCGCCUGUGGAACGACGCCUUCAACUUGGCUCAGGACUACAUCGCCAUUCCCCGCGGCACCAUCCGAGGAACCGUCUUGAUCGAGACCAUCCUGGCUGCGUUUGAGAUGGACGAGAUCAUCUACGAGCUCCGUGAUCACAGCUCCGGCCUCAACUGCGGCCGAUGGGACUACAUCUUCAGCACCAUCAAGAAGUUCCGCAACAACCCCAACUUUGUCCUGCCAGACCGAUCCGCCGUCACAAUGACCGUCCCCUUCAUGGAUGCCUACGUCAAGCUUCUCAUCCAGACCUGCCACAAGCGCGGCGUCCACGCCAUGGGUGGUAUGGCCGCCCAGAUCCCCAUCAAGGACGACAAGGAGGCAAACGACAAGGCCAUGGAGAACGUCCGCGCCGACAAGCUGCGCGAGGUCAGAGCCGGCCACGACGGCACAUGGGUUGCUCACCCCGCUCUUGCCAAUAUUGCCACUGAGAUCUUCAACAAGUAUAUGCCUACUCCUAACCAGCUCUUUAUCCGCCGGGAGGAAGUCAAGAUUAGCCAGAACGACUUGCUCAACAUGAACGUCCCUGGCAGCAUUACCGAAGAGGGCAUCAAGAAGAAUCUCAACAUUGGUCUAGGUUACAUGGAGGCCUGGAUCCGAGGAGUCGGUUGCGUCCCCAUCAACUAUCUGAUGGAGGAUGCUGCCACUGCCGAAGUCUCUCGAAGCCAGCUCUGGCAAUGGGUCAAGCACGGCGUCUCUACCGCCGAUGGCAAGCGUGUCGACAAGGCCUAUGCCCUCAGACUCUUGAAGGAGUGCGCCGAUGGCCUUGCCUCAAAGGCUCCCCAGGGCAACAAGUUCCAUCUUGCUGCGCAGUACUUUGCUGGACAGGUCACUGGCGAAGACUAUGCUGAUUUCUUGACAACUCUCCUGUAUGAUGAGAUUACAAAACCUGGAUCUCCCUCGCCAGCCUCGAAGCUGUAA